Molecule: messenger RNA, 1185 nt
Organism: Symbiodinium sp. CCMP2456
Lineage: Eukaryota; Dinophyceae; Suessiales; Symbiodiniaceae
Source: the annotation of a GenBank genome assembly
AUGCGGCGCCCAACAGCUCCUUCGGGCAUUCAGGUCAUGGAGAAGCCGGACCACACACCUGAUGAGUCCAAGGCGAAGCGUCCAAGCGCGUUGAAGGCUGUGCAACCUUGGGCCGUCGGUCUGGCAGGUGCUGGGCUUCUGAUAAUUUCCGGCGGUGUCUUCUGGCUUUGGCGUGAGGCGCAAGAGGAGACACGUGCCCUGCAUCCGCACAGCACGUCCUGGCACAAACGCGGUGGCAAACAGGUCUUCGAGGGCACGCCUGCAAGGGUCUUUGCAGAGCCAGCAGGGGAGCCGGAGUCCGACAGCCUUGAGGAUGUUCUUAGCAAGUUGGAGAGUGGCGAUGAGGCAGUGGCCUUGCCAAGACGGUCCCUGGCUACCAGGCAAAAGGAAGAAAAGAAAGCAAAGGCAAAAGAUGUGAAGAAGAAGAAGGCAGAGGCGGCCAGCGUGUCGCAAACAGACACCGAUGACGAGAAAGCGAAGGAUGUCAUUCGAGAUACCCUUCGAAAGUUGGAGGAAGAUGGACAAGGUGCCAAGAAGGGCAGCAAGACUAGGAAGACGGUUGAGAAGCUGAAAGCCUUGCUGGGUGAGGCCGACGAAGAACCCGAGCCACAAGAGCUCUCCGAUGAUCAGCAGUCGCAUUUGGACUUUGCCAAAGCGUUGCAGGAGGAGCAGAAGCGAAAGGUCCACGUGGAGAUGAAGACUGUCAGGAGCGAGUUCAAGCGAGACUUCGGGAGCGAUGCUCGGCCGUUGCUCUGUAGCGGCUGCAAGCUGGUCGCCGCGCGGCUCAGCAGCGAGUUAGACACUCACGAUGUGCAUGACCAGGAGAGCCCAGCGCAGAUGCUCGCCGCAAAGCGCAAGGCGAUUGACUCUACAUGCAGCAGCUUACGCCACUUGCAGGCCGUGAAACCUGCGGAGGGCGAGGGGAUUGCCCGCUUCGAGGCAAGCGAGGUCACGGGUGAAGGCGAGCGUGAGGGCAAGCGUCUGUGCGCUGCCAUCUUGGAGGAGUCGCGCUUUGACAUCCUGGCCAGGCUGAUCCAGAGAAAGAUCCCGGAGAUGCAGCACCUGGCCGGCGGCAGGAGUGGCCACAGCAAUUGGGAAAGGUGGCUCUGUGCAGAGCGCAUGCGCUUGUGCAAGCGGAGUGAGGUGAAAGACGAGGAAGAUGACGAAAUCGAGCAGGACCUCUGA